Messenger RNA from Oncorhynchus nerka (sockeye salmon), 4642 nucleotides. RefSeq names its product lysyl oxidase homolog 2A-like. Gene Ontology annotation, molecular function: protein-lysine 6-oxidase activity; copper ion binding. The transcript is spliced from 14 exons. The coding region runs from base 174 to 2420 and encodes 748 amino acids. NCBI's taxonomy places the organism in Eukaryota, Metazoa, Chordata, Actinopteri, Salmoniformes, Salmonidae. Gene Ontology annotation, cellular component: membrane. The record is from RefSeq and is a predicted model, not a curated record. Gene Ontology annotation, biological process: peptidyl-lysine oxidation; sprouting angiogenesis; collagen fibril organization.
AGAACGUUUCGAGGAACGACCGGAGUGAAGGCUUGACGACAUCACUGCUGCAGCCUAGACAUUGAGAAGCCCAAUUCGAUUGAAACGCUGCUCUUUUUGGCGCGAGGUCAUCUUCGGAAUUUCUUCAAGUGGCCUACAGUACAGUGUGGUGAGUUACCUGCCCAUUCCUAGCAAUGCCGCCUCCUUGCUCUCUCCUGUGCCGCCUGGCCACGCUUCUCUGUGUGUGGGCACUUUGCCAGGCCCAGUUGGAUACCAAACUACCCCCUGGCACCCCCAUCAUCCAGCUGCGUCUGGCAGGGGACAAACACAAGCACUACGAGGGCCGGGUUGAAGUCUACUAUAAUGGAGAGUGGGGCACGGUGUGCGACGAUGACUUCUCCAUCCAUGCAGCCAACGUCGUGUGCAGGGAGCUGGGCUUUGUGGAGGCUGUAUCCUGGUCUCCUUCUUCCAAGUAUGGCAAGGGAGAAGGUCGGAUCUGGUUGGACAACGUCCACUGUUCGGGACUAGAGAGAACCCUGGCCCAGUGUGAGUCCAAUGGCUUCGGAGUUUCCGACUGCAAACACUCUGAGGACGUGGGAGUGGUGUGUAGCCAGAGACGAAUCGCCGGCUUCAAAUUCAUCAGUACCCUCACCAACAAUGUGGAAAGUCUGAAUGUCCAGGUGGAAGAUGUGCGUAUCCGGGCCAUCUCCUCCCAGCGUAAAAGGGUUCCCAUGACGGAGGGCUACCUGGAGGUGAAGGACGGGGGGAAGUGGAGACAGAUCUGUGACUUGGAGUGGACUGAGAUGAACAGCCGGGUCAUCUGUGGGAUGUAUGGCUUCCCUGGAGAGAAAAGAUACAACACUAAAGUCUACAAGCUGCUGUCCAAGCGCAGGAAGAAGAACUACUGGGGCUUCGGGGUGAACUGCACGGGGAACGAGGCCAGCCUGCAUGGCUGUAAGCUGGGCCACAAGGUGGAGCUGAGGGGGAAUGCCACCUGUGAGAAGGGCUUGCCCGUGGUGGUCAACUGUGUUCCAGGACGGGCCUUUGCUCCCAGCCACGCCCAGGGCUUCAGCAAGGCCUACAGGGUGGAGCAACCCCUGGUGCGCCUGAGAGGCGGGGCCAACAUAGGGGAAGGGCGAGUGGAAGUGCUGAAAAAUGGUGAAUGGGGCACCGUCUGCGAUGAUAGCUGGAACCUGGAGGCAGCCACCGUGGUGUGUCGAGAACUGGGCUUCGGUAGUGCCAAGGAGGCCCUCGCUGGAGGCAAACUGGGACAAGGAAUGGGCCCGGUCCAUAUGAAUGAGGUGAAGUGUUCUGGCUUUGAGAAAUCCCUCACUGAGUGUUACUUCAAUAGAGAUGCCCUGGGCUGCAGUCACGAGGAGGACGCUGCAGUUCGAUGUAAUGUUCCUGCCAUGGGCUUCCAGAACAGACUGCGUCUGAGCGGUGGGCGGAACCCAUUUGAAGGGCGUGUGGAGGUGCUGGCGGAGAAGAACGGCUCGUUGGUGUGGGGUACGGUGUGCAGUGACAGCUGGGGUACCAUAGAGGCUACAGUCGUGUGCAGACAGCUGGGUCUCGGUUUUGCCAACAACGCCUUCCAGGAGACGUGGUACUGGCCAGGAGACGUGAGUGCUGAUGACGUGGUGAUGAGCGGGGUCAGGUGCUCGGGGACAGAGAUGACUCUGGCCCAGUGCCUCCAUCAUGGGAAACACCUCGACUGCCCCCGAGGGGGAGGACGCUUCGCUGCUGGAGUCUCCUGCUCUGAGACGGCCCCAGACUUGGUUCUAAACGCCCAGGUGGUGGAACACACCACGUACCUGGAGGACCGGCCCAUGUACAUACUGCAGUGUGCCAACGAGGAGCACUGUCUGUCCAGCAGCGCCGCCGCCGCCACAUCGUCCUCCUACCGCCGCCUGCUGCGCUUCUCCUCCCAGAUACACAACAACGGACUGACAGACUUUCGCCCCAGGGCCGCACACAACUCCUGGAUCUGGCACGAGUGUCACAGGCACUACCACAGCAUGGAGGUGUUCACCCACUAUGACCUACUGAGCCUCAACGGCACCAAGGUGGCAGAGGGACACAAGGCCAGCUUCUGUCUGGAGGACACCCAAUGUGAAGAGGGUAUUGAGAAGAGGUACGAGUGUGCUAACUUCGGGCAGCAGGGCAUCACUGUUGGGUGCUGGGAUACGUACAGGCACGACAUUGACUGUCAGUGGAUAGACGUGACAGACGUUGUGCCAGGAGACUACAUCUUCCAGGUUGUGAUCAACCCAAACUUUGAGGUAGCAGAGUCCGACUACACCAACAACGUUAUGAAGUGCAGGUGUCGAUACGACGGCCACAGGAUAUGGAUGUACAACUGUUAUAUAGGUGGCUCAGUGAGCUCCGAGUCAGAGGAAUCCUCUUUCAGUGGCCUCGUGAAUAACCAGCUGGGACACAGAUAGUGUGGACGGACUCAAUGGAAAGACCAGGAGGAACAUUUUAUUUUGCGAAACUGAUGAAUGACCGACCAGCAAGACUGUUGUGAAAUGACCAACCGCUAGAGGGAGACGUUGUGCCGUCUGUUCCCUCCCUAACGGUGCUGAAUGAAAAUAGAAAAGCAAAGCUCACCUCAGUGCCAACGUUUUAUAUAAGGACGUUGCAGACGAAAAAAACCCUGUUUUAAAGAUCCAGCUUGAAGAAGCAACUCUGUCUUUACUGUUCUCACAAAUUUCUGUCACAUGUACAGCAGAGUGCUGGUGCUAUCAAAUCAGAGCUAUUUUAGUUACCUGUACCCAACCUUUGUGGUCCACUGUAAGGAAAGUGAUAUUUUUCGACACCUGCUGCACUUUGAGACAGUGUCCUGUAUUGUUUAUUUCAUUUUUUUUAGGACAAUGUGUUGAGCAGGCAAUUAACUAUGCACCUAUGAACACUAGCGUAACGCUAGUCCCAUGCUGUCCCCAGAGUAGUGCUGAGCGAUUAACUGAAGUCUUAUUUUUCGGUUUUUAAACAACAACAACUGACGUUGAAUCAAUUAUUUGUAUUUCAUUUAGUUACGUUAUUUUUCCUGUAAGCUCAAUGCACACAGUUUCUCUAAAGAUAAAUCAGAUCCGUUCUGUGUUUCUGUUAUGACUGCGACACAAGAGAGAAGAAUGCGCGAUCAUUAAGGGAUAUAGAGAGCCGCUGUUGUUCCGUGAGGUAAACACAUGAUCUAAGUGGUUGAUAGUUGGUAUUCAGCCGUCAUAAAAGUGUGCCUCGUUUCAUUUGAAGAACUGCAAAAUAGUGAUUUCUUUUCAGACAGCAUUAGGCAGCAGCUCUUUAGAGAUGAGAUGACUUGGAAUUAAAUAAUAUAUUCAUUAAAAAAAUGUAAUAUACACCACAACUGAAAUAUUUUAUUAAAGUAAUGUGAAUAAAUGAUGGUUAGUAAUUGAUAAGCAGUAAUGGGCAGUCUACCAUCAUGGGACUUUUAUUCAUUGUUUUAUUCUGUGUAACAGCAUUCAACCCACAAUGCAUAUUGCAUUGAAUGUUUUUAAAAAUGAGCAAAACUGAUUAUUUUUUAAAUAAUUUAACCGAAACCGAACAGACCUCCAAAAUCACUAAUCGCUCAGCACUAUCCCAGAGCUUCCUAUACAGUUAGUCUCUUUCCUUAAAAGUGUUGAGGCCGGCAAUUAAGGAGAUUGAGAGGCUCAAAUACAGAUGUGCUUCUGUAACAACUUUCUUCUGCCCAGUUUCCCCUGAUGUCGCCACGACAAUCAAGAUCUCUUUUUACCAUCCCUGUAACUGUCGCUUCUGCGGAGAUUGUUUACUAAACUAAAACUCAUAGAACUACCUAAGAAGCAUUAGACUUGUUGGAGGGUUACUGUCAAAACUAUUUAUUCAAUAAAUAAAUAGACAUGGAUGACAGACACGUGGGCCACCAGUGCACGUGCCUAUGAGGUGGGGGUGGGGAAAGUAGCGGAAUAGUCUUACAUCCACUGAGAAUAUUAUUUGCGAGUCUGUGGCGUGAUAAUGUGGUAGAAGCCAUUGUGAAUAUAAAAUAAGGAAGAACUGAUUGUUUUCUUGCUGUACGGUAAUCACUAAGGAUAUGGCAGUAUUAUUACAACCAUACAGCUACCACUAAGGAGAAACUUUCCCCCCCUCUCAUCAAACCUGCAUUUUUACGUCUCUAAAGAGGCAAUGAGCAUUUAAGGCAGAAUCCCCAAGUUAAAAUGUACACAAACUUCUGUCCACAUUGGCGACAAACAGCAUGAUUUAGGUGAAAGGGAGUAAGUUAUUCAUAAUUUGUGUUGGGAUUCUGCCUCAAGUUAACAGUGUAUCUUGCUUCACCUAAUAUCAACUCUGGCAAUAUAUUUAAUACCUUUCAUCUUAGGAUUCUAAGAUACAUAUACAUUUUAGUCUUAUCACCAUAUUCUGCUCAGCUUAGUUCAUUUUUCAAACAUCCAUUAAAUUAAAUUAUUACCGUCAGGGACUCUUAUGUUUGUUUUCUCAAUUGUACAAGUCACAAAUGACAUGUGAAAAUGCAUCUUUGCAUUCUAUUUUUGUGACACUACAACUACAGGGCCCUUUAUUUUACAAGGGUGCUCUUUACUAGAUGGGUGAUUAUCCUAUACUGUGUACACAGUUGAAUGUUUUAAAGCAUUUUGUGCUUGCUUCAUAUUUUCUCUAAUAAAAAUAAACAAGCAAACCA